Molecule: messenger RNA, 2786 nt
Organism: Anarrhichthys ocellatus (wolf-eel)
Lineage: Eukaryota; Metazoa; Chordata; Actinopteri; Perciformes; Anarhichadidae
Gene: eomesb
Product: eomesodermin homolog b
Exons: 7
Coding region: 339-2267 (642 amino acids)
Biological process (GO): regulation of transcription by RNA polymerase II; mesoderm formation; positive regulation of DNA-templated transcription
Cellular component (GO): nucleus; chromatin
Molecular function (GO): DNA-binding transcription factor activity, RNA polymerase II-specific; RNA polymerase II cis-regulatory region sequence-specific DNA binding
Source: RefSeq, a predicted model, not a curated record
UCAGUCCUCCUCCACAUGGCUCAGGCUUUACCUUUUUACUCCCUCCUCAACCCCAAACACAACAUGAUGUCCUAUACUGGUAUGGGCUCAGCUUCGCAGGUCAUUUUGCGCACUGUAGUUUUGAUUUAGCUGAAAUUACUCUGGUGUCUUGAACUUGAUUAUCAAACGGAAACAGGAGGGACAAUCGCUUGAUUUCAGACUUCAGUCGAAGUUUUUCUCAGAAGGCAUAACACCCGUUUAAGUGAUUCCUGAAGUAGAAGAAGACCCCUGGAAAAGAGCAGUCUCGACUGAGAUCAAAGAAAGCAAUCGACAUUUGUGACUAGACAAGAGUAGCAGACAUGCUCGGCGGUGAAGGGGAGAGCAGCACCUUCACUUCUACGAAGGAAGCAGCGGAGGACAGGCGCAAAUCUCCGGCUGUGGAUGGGGACGAUCCGACUGCUGGCAGCAGGUACACGGAGCACGGGAUGGGGACUGACCGGUCCUACUACAUCCAUCCAACGGGUUCUAAACAAAGCCCAGAAACACCGAAUUCCUGCUCUUUUAUCCCCUAUACGCCCAGUGGUACGGUUUACGCCGCGUCCAGCGCUGGCAGGUACCCCUCAUCUCUCCACCUGGGCUCCGUGUUGCCUCCUGCGGGGUUUCCCCCCACCGCUGCCGGACGCAGUCACUUCAGCCCGGCUUACCAGCUCGGGCAGAGCCCCGGCUGCAUCUACCCGCCCUACAGCAGCUCGGGGUCGGCGCUCAGCAACAUAACCAUCGCCGGCCCGGGGAUGAGGGCCCAGGUGUACCUCUGCAACCGGCCGCUGUGGCUCAAGUUCCACCGGCACCAGACCGAGAUGAUAAUCACCAAGCAGGGCAGACGGAUGUUCCCGUUCCUCAGUUUUAACAUAGCUGGCCUCAACCUGACAGCGCAUUACAACGUGUUCGUGGAGGUGGUGCUGGCGGAUCCGAACCACUGGAGGUUUCAAGGUGGCAAGUGGGUCACAUGUGGCAAGGCGGACAACAGUGGCCAAGGUACUGAAACAGGGAACAAAGUCUACAUCCACCCAGAGUCUCCAAACACGGGGGCCCACUGGAUGAGACAAGAGAUCUCCUUCAGCAAACUGAAACUCACGAACAACAAAGGGAUCAAUCACAAUACUUCACAGAUGAUUGUCAUGCAGUCGCUGCAUAAGUACCAGCCCAGGCUGCACAUCGUGGAGGUGACGGAGGAUGGGGUGGAGGACAUUAGCACUGACAUUAAGACGCAGAGCUUCACCUUUCCAGAGAACCAGUUUAUAGCUGUGACUGCCUACCAGAACACCGAUAUUACACAGCUGAAAAUUGAUCACAACCCCUUUGCCAAAGGAUUCAGAGAUAAUUAUGACUCAUCUCCUGUUUCGUGUCAACUAAUUUUUAAAGAGGUUUUCACACCACGAUUCUUUUCACCCAGACACUGCCAUCCCUUGACCUCAAGUUCAUACGUACAUGUAUUUUCCAGGAUGUACACAGCCCAAGAAAAUGACCGCCUAACACCAUCUCCGACCGACUCUCCCCGUGCCCACCAGAUUGUCCCCGGGGCCCGCUACACCAUGCAGCCCCUCUUCCAGGACCAAUUCGUUAACAACCUUCCCCAGAAUCGCUUCUAUAACAGCGAGAGAGCAGUGCCACAGACCAACAGCCUUCUCUCGCCUCAGACAGAAGACGGAACUUCGCAGAGGUGGUUUGUCACCUCCAUGCAGCAAGGGGGAAACGGCACUAGCACCAGCAACAAACUCGAUCUGACACCCUAUGAGGGAGAAUACUCAAGCUCCCUGCUUCCCUAUGGCAUCAAAUCCCUGUCCAUGCAAACGUCCCACGCUCUCAGCUACUAUCCAGACUCUCCUUUCACCACCAUGUCUGCAGGGUGGGGGUCCAGAGCGGCAUACCAGAGAAAGGUCUCUCCCAGCCUGCCUUGGUCUCCCAGGCCCAGUCCCACCACUGGUUUCCCAGAAGACUCAAACAAAGUUAAACCACAGAUUGAAGAGGAGGUGAACGGCAGUGGGAGCCUGAUCUCCUCCUGGACGGACACACAGUCAUCAGCUCUGUCCUUAGACAAGGCUGAUUCUUAUUCCACGGCCUGCAAACGAAGGCGUUUGUCACUCAAUGGUCCCAGCACAGAGGACUCGCCCUCUGACAUCAAGUGUGAGGACUUGGCCUCUGUUGCCAUCAACGGUAGCUCCUAUAGCAAAGAAGCCCCCUCAGCCAAAGGCAUGGCAGCUUACUUUUCCUUUUACACAAACCCUUGAAUGGUUUGCCAUCUCUCAUUUAGUUUGCUCUUCAUUUGCCACCAUGAAUCAGAACUAACAUUGUACUUAUAUUUUUGAUUAUGUGCACAACCAGAAUUUUUCUUGCUGGUGAUAAAUGUAGUGAUCAUAUGUUUUUCCCCUUUUGUGGUGACAAAGGAAAUAUCAAGGACACAAAUAAUAAAACAAUGAUGACAUCAAAAGUCAAGGGGCAUGUGGAAGAAUAAGCAUCAGUAUCCUGAGUCACUAUAUAUUUUUUUCACCACCUAUGUAACUCUGUAUUUGAAGUUUUGAAAGUGCAAACGCAUUUGUUAAGUUACCCCAUUAAAACAAACAGUGUUCUCUGUGUGUUCUUGUGCAUACAUGACUGUAUCUGCCUUUACAGUGAGGUUAUGUUUACAGAUUAUUUAUUGAAGGCCUGUUGAUAUGAAAUGUGUGCACUCAUAUGUGUGAUGAUGAUAUGCUGUAUAUACCUUCAUUGCAAUGUUCAGAUAUUUGAUAAUAAAAGGCGUAUGUGUUGUA